Messenger RNA from Funneliformis caledonium, 396 nucleotides. Lineage: Eukaryota; Fungi; Glomeromycota; Glomeromycetes; Glomerales; Glomeraceae. The record is from the annotation of a GenBank genome assembly.
AUGAACAUCAAAAAAAAAUUUUUUUUUACCUCAAAAAAAUUGUUAGAUGCUGAUGCUGAUUUAACCAACCAAAUACUUGAUCUUGUUCAACAAGCUUUACAUUAUAAGCAAUUAAAGAAAGGUGCUAAUGAAGCCACUAAAACGCUUAAUCGUGGAAUAUCUGAAUUUAUUGUGAUGACGGCAGAUACGGAACCAAUUGAGAUUUUAUUACAUCUUCCAUUAUUAUGUGAAGAUAAGAAUGUUCCAUACGUUUUUAUUCCUUCAAAAACUGCGUUGGGACGCGCUUGCGGAGUAUCUCGAGCGGUUAUUGCUGCUUCCAUAACAAGUAAUGAAGCUUCUGAACUUAAACCUCAAAUUCAACAUAUAAAAUCGCGAAUUGAAAGAUUGUUGAUAUAA